Podospora anserina S mat+ is the source of this 282-nucleotide messenger RNA. RefSeq lists its product as uncharacterized. Lineage: Eukaryota; Fungi; Ascomycota; Sordariomycetes; Sordariales; Podosporaceae. The record is from RefSeq and is a predicted model, not a curated record. The coding region runs from base 1 to 282 and encodes 93 amino acids. The transcript has a single exon.
AUGAAGGAGGGGGAGUUAAAGGAGGGGGAGGGUAAGCCUGCUGAGGGGGCGGCGGCGGCGGCACCACCGGCGAAGGUGUCGUUGAAGUUUGGGGUUAAGCCACCGGCGGCGAAGAAUGUGUUCAGGAACGCGCUUGCUGGGGCGCCCAAGAAGGUCAUGGUUGCGCAGCCGAAGAAGAUGAGUGCUGGGGAGAGGAUCAUGAUGGAGGAGCUUGAGAGGAAGAGAGCGCGGGAGUCGAGGGGCAGUGGCGGUGAUGCUCCUAGUAAAAGGCCGCGGUUUUAA